GUGUACCCAUAAUAAAUAUUCGAGCUUAACCUCAUUUUGUUACAUCAUUUCAGUACUGCAGUGACAGCUGUCAAGGUUCAGAAGUGUGCUAAUUAUUCUGAAAUGAAGUGAUCAACUGUUAAUUAUUGUUUAAUCAUUGAAGAUACUACCGACUCAGCAGCGCAUAUAUCUACAGUUUAUUGUUUCGUUUUAAUACGAAAACACGAUAAAGGAUGACAAUGGGAGAUGAAACUCCAGUUACAUCACUUGUCCUCCCUGUGAUAUUACGUCCAAUACUUUCAAAGUUGGAAAGUCAAAAUGUUGUCGCUGCUCAGACACUCAAGUCAGCCCUAUCCAAAGCUGAAAACAGUCAUCCAGGAAUUGUUUAUGACUUGAUCCUCGGGAUUGUUAGAAGAGCUGACUUGAGUCUCGAUAUGAAUGCCAGUGUAUUACGAUUGCAAGGCGUUGCAUCAGACUGCGAUACUAUUGAGUACCGCUCAGGAAGAUCAGAAGACGCAUUUCAGGAGUUGAAUCGUAAAUCAACUGCGUUGAAGCGAAUAUUGAGCAGAAUCCCAGAUGAAAUAACAGAUCGUAAAACAUUUUUAGAAACUAUCAAGGAGAUCGCAAGUGCUAUUAAGAAACUACUAGACGCUGUGAACGAGGUGACUGCAUUUAUACCAGGGAUAGCAGGGAAACAGGCGCUGGAUCAAAGAAAAAGGGAAUUUGUCAAAUACAGCAAACGGUUCAGUAAUACAUUGAAGGAGUAUUUCAAAGAAGGACAAGCAAAAGCCGUGUUCAUCAGUGCCCUCUUCCUUAUUCGACAAACCAACAUGAUCAUGAUCACUGUAAAGAACAAAUGCGAGUAAAACUUUUUUUUUAUUAUCAACUGUUCAAUAAGUGUUCAAAUGAGAUAAGUCAAUUAAACUUCAGGUUGAAGUUUUGAUGAAUAUUUCUGAAUCUGAGUCAGAUAGCGAAAUUUCUAUGAGAAUUUUUCCGUGAUUCAUUCAGAACUAUAACAAACGCCCUUACCAAAAUUUUAUUAUUUCGUUAAUUCUAGAGUAUUCUGCAAAAGCUAGUUUGAGAAAUUAGCUUAUAUUGUAUCAUUAUACUGCUGAAUCAACAAACUUCCUGUCCUCAGGAAUGAUAAACCUUCGACGAUUUUCCCAUGAAAUUCAUCGCUCAUUCUGACUCUUUAUAGUCGAAGUCUUGUGGAGAAUUUUUUCAUCUUUUAUUAAUAUUAACUGUUCAGGGUAUCUAGAAAGAAUUAUUGAUUUGUACUUUCCCUUAUUACGUCGUCAUGUUAUCAUUUAUUGUAUUCUUUGUUUAAAAAAUUAUAUAUAUUAUACCUAUAUGAUAAUAAAAGAAAAAAGUAACGUUGACUAAAAUUGUAAGAAACUC
Diachasma alloeum is the source of this 1377-nucleotide messenger RNA. RefSeq names its product programmed cell death protein 10-A (gene Ccm3). The record is from RefSeq and is a predicted model, not a curated record. Lineage: Eukaryota; Metazoa; Arthropoda; Insecta; Hymenoptera; Braconidae. The coding region runs from base 213 to 845 and encodes 210 amino acids. Gene Ontology annotation, cellular component: Golgi apparatus; FAR/SIP/STRIPAK complex. Gene Ontology annotation, biological process: regulation of Golgi organization; positive regulation of MAP kinase activity. The transcript is spliced from 6 exons. Gene Ontology annotation, molecular function: protein kinase binding.